Cetraspora pellucida is the source of this 138-nucleotide messenger RNA. The record is from the annotation of a GenBank genome assembly. Lineage: Eukaryota; Fungi; Glomeromycota; Glomeromycetes; Diversisporales; Gigasporaceae.
AUUGUAUCAGCAUAUAGUACUCUUCAUUGUACAUUAGCACUAAGAAAUGGCUAUACUAAUGCUGCAUUCAUUACAAGCUUUGUUAUAAGUGUCAUAUUCUUUCUAGGAUUUGUUUAUGGACUUUUCGUUUGUUGUUCG